This is a messenger RNA of Oenanthe melanoleuca, 3270 nucleotides long. It is a transcript of the gene SLC29A4, whose product is annotated as solute carrier family 29 member 4. The record is from RefSeq and is a predicted model, not a curated record. Gene Ontology annotation, molecular function: nucleoside transmembrane transporter activity; monoamine transmembrane transporter activity. Gene Ontology annotation, cellular component: plasma membrane. The transcript has 10 exons. Gene Ontology annotation, biological process: nucleoside transmembrane transport. Lineage: Eukaryota; Metazoa; Chordata; Aves; Passeriformes; Muscicapidae. Bases 134 to 1705 code for a protein of 523 amino acids.
AAGCGCUGUGAUACAGCGAGGUGGAGGAGGCUCAGGGCCACCCACAUGCCAUUGUCCCUUGCAGACCCCCGGCAUCACCUGGGGGACACGGGAGCUCCCCGGGGUGUCACUGCUCCCCCUCCCAGGGGCCAGGAUGGGCUCGGUGGGAGCCGAGCGCUUCAAGGAGCUGAGCCCGGCGGCGACGCCCGAGGGGAACGUGGUGAUGAGCUUCAGCUUCGACAGCUACCAGCUGGAGGAGGACGAGCUGCAGCGGGGCAGCCAGGCCAAGGGAGUGCUCACCUUCAUGGAGCCAGUUUCUGAGGACCCUGAGCCCCAGGAUCGAUACCAUGGGAUUUAUUUUGCUAUGCUGCUGGCUGGGGUGGGAUUUCUCCUGCCCUACAACAGCUUUAUCACCGACGUGGAUUACCUGCACCAUAAAUACCCAGGGACCUCCAUUGUCUUUGACAUGAGCCUCACCUACAUCCUGGUGGCCUUGGUGGCCGUCAUCCUCAACAACGCGCUGGUGGAGCUGCUGAGCCUGCACACCCGGAUCUCCGUGGGCUACCUCUUCGCCCUGGGGCCCCUGCUCUUCGUCAGCAUCUGCGACGUGUGGCUGGAGCUGUUCAGCCGCAGACAAGCCUACGCCAUCAACCUGGUGGCUGUCGGGGUGGUGGCCUUUGGCUGCACAGUGCAGCAAUCCAGCUUCUAUGGCUACACGGGGCUGCUGCCCAAGCGCUACACGCAGGGAGUGAUGACGGGCGAGAGCACCGCCGGGGUCAUCAUCUCGCUGAGCCGCAUCUUCACCAAGCUGCUGCUGUCCGACGAGAAGGAGAACACCGUCAUCUUCUUCUUCAUCUCCAUCGGCAUGGAGCUGACGUGCUUCGUCCUGCACCUGCUGGUGAAGCGCACGCGCUUCGUGCGCUACUACACGGCCAGCGCCCGCCAGGGAGCCGAGAGCCGCGGCACCGGCACCGGCUACCGCGUGCACCACGACGUCACCGCCGAGGACGUGCGAUUUGAGAACCGGGAGCAGGCCCAGCCGAGCUCCCCGCGGGGCAGCCCCGGCCCCGAGGCUGAGCUGGCCGGGAGCGGCACCUACAUGCGCUUCGAUGUCCCUCGGCCCAAGAUCAAGAGGAGCUGGCCCAGCUUCCGAGACAUGCUGCUCUACCGCUACGUGGUGUCCCGCCUCAUCUGGGCCUACAUGCUCUCCAUCGCCAUGACCUACUUCAUCACACUGUGCCUCUUUCCUGGGCUGGAGUCGGAGAUCCACAACUGCACGCUGGGGGAGUGGCUGCCCAUCCUCAUCAUGGCCAUCUUCAACCUCUCUGACUUCGUCGGCAAGAUCCUGGCUGCCCUGCCCUACGACUGGAGAGGGACCCACCUCCUCGUCUACUCCUGCCUCCGUGUGGUCUUCAUCCCCCUCUUCAUCAUGUGUGUCUACCCCAACGGGCAGCCCACCUUCGGCCACCCCGCCUGGCCCUGCAUCUUCUCGCUGCUCAUGGGCAUCACCAACGGCUACUUCGGCAGCGUGCCCAUGAUCCUGGCCGCGGGCAAAGUCAGCCCGGAGCAGCGGGAGCUGGCAGGGAACACCAUGACCGUGUCCUACAUGACGGGGCUGACGCUGGGCUCGGCCGUGGCCUAUUUCGCCUACAGCCUCACCAGCACCUCCCACAGCUCCUGUUUCUACACCGAAACCUCCAACGGCUCCUUCACCUCGGGCUACUGAGCCCUGGGCCGGGGCAAUGGGACAGGAUGGGAUCCCACCUGUGCCCCACAUCCCUCCUCAAGGAGGGAGCCUGGAGCCAGAAAGCCACCCCAGCACGGACAAGGACUGGUGCCCUGUUGGCACAGGGCUGUGGCAUUCCAAAAUGGCCCAGCUGCCCAGCCAGGCACUGUGCAAGGCCGCUGCUUGGGGUGACAUUCCUCCCACCCCACGGGACGGUUCUUGUCGCUUUUGGGCGUCUCCCCAUCAGCAGCGUGCAGCUCUCCAGUGAAGACUGGGGAUCUCCUGUUUCACCAAGCCAUUGACAGGAGGAAGAAAAUACUGCCAAAUCCCAAAGGGAAUAGGACCAGCACUGGGGAGGAGGGUGAUGGAGGGCUGGUGAGGGGAAGGAAACACUCCUUCAGUCCCUGCUGCCUCUGGGAAGGUGGGUCUCGACUUCCAUUGAUGGUUUUCAACAGGAAUGGCUUAAAAUGACAGUCCCUCCCUAAAUAUAGGAAACGCUUCUGAUGGUUGGGGAAAAAAGAUGUUUUUUUUAAUGGUGUCUUGUUUUACCCUCCCUAAGUGUAACAGAGGCAGGGUCUUGCCUCCCCCCACCCCACACUGUGAACCUGCCCCACUGCAAGGGGUAAAGAGGGGUCCCAAGGCUACAGCACUGCCAGUGCCACCAGCAGGCCGUUGCUGAGCUUCAAGAUUUAUUGCACAGGACCUAAGUGAAGCUGAUUAAAUAAUUAAAUGUCUUUGCACCAAUGGCUGGUCCUUAGCUGUGUCACUGGCACUGGUAGCACUUGACUGCUGGUGAUGGGCUGGGCUGGCAAGCACACACAGGGUGGUGCCUGCUGCCUGUUCUGUUGGGUUUUGAGGUGCUCCUUGUGCUGCUCUCUAUCUUCAGGACCCCCUUUUUUACCUGGGGUGGUUGAACAUGUCACUGGCUUACACCAACCCCCUGCUGUGCCUGGGCAGCACAUGGGAGAGAGAACAGGCCAAGAGGAGCAGAAAAUAUCAAGAGAAGGUGCCAACACCAUGUUUUGGGAGCAGCUGCACCUCACUGUGCCAGUUGGCGGGUGCCACCUCCCAGGGAAUGGAGGCCAAGGAGCCCCAGAGUGCCAGGCCUGGCCCCGACCCGGCCCCGUAGCACGGGAGGGUCUGGCUGUGCCAAGCUCCUGCCUGUACCAAGUGCAGCUCACACCAAAAAGAGCAAAUCCAGCCUUUCAUCCUCAGCACAUGGUGGCAGGGGGAGGACUCACACCUCCAGCCCACAGGCCCUGUCCCGCAAACACCUCUACUCCAGUGUCCAGUCCUGUCCAUUAGUGCCACCACGUCACACCAACGGGUUCUCCCCAAAAAGCCACCAGGCACCUGGGUUGUGUCUUCCUCCAGGGCAGGGGCUGUGCCAAAAAGCCAUCAUUGCCACCAAGGGGAGAAAAACCCUGCGGUCAGGACAAGCGAGACAAAGAAAGAUGCUUCGUUGGGUUGCUUUUUUUCAAUUAGAUUUUUUUUUUUUUUUAUGAAAAAAGAUCACACGGAGUUCUUCAACAAACAGAAUGCCAAAAAAAUUGUUUUAAACAAAA